AUGCUACUAAACAAAGGCAAUUGUUACCCGAUUCUUGUGGAGCUGUUACGUCAUUCACCCAGUCUGACCGUUGUGGUCAAUGUGUGUGGUACUUUAUGGAAUCUGACCGCGCCAACCACCUGUCCGGCCGAAGAUUUGGUCGCACUUUGUCGCCUCGGUGUGAUUGACCUGUUACACAUGUUGUCUCGUUCCCCACACGAGCUGAUUCGCAAUAGUUCCACAGCUGUGUUACGCAAUCUGAUGCAUCCGAAUCAAAUACCCGCCCCGGUCACAACAACAACAACAUCCACUAGCACCAUAUCGACUACCACGAAUUCGGACGGCACAACCAUGAUAAAUCCCAAUACCGAUGCGGAAUCGCAGACUAAAACUGAGGCGGAUACAGUGUCGUCUGAUCAGUCGACUUCCAAUCAAACGGUGGAACUGCUCUAUCGUCGACGUGUUAGUGCACGCUCCCGACUGCCAUUUGGUCUGUUGUCCGUUGUCCUUGAAGCGGAUGAUGAUGAUGAAGUGGCUGCAGAGAAUGAGUCGGACGAGGAGGAGGAUGAGGAUACCGAGAAUCAAGGAGACGAUGAAGAUGGUGAAAAUACGGAGGCGGAUGAUUUGGUCGCAUCGAUCUACGCCCAUCAACAACACGAUGCUCAAGAACGAUCCAAAGAAGAACUGGCUAUGGACGAUCCAACCGGCAUUUUGUUGCAUCCAGAUAGAACGCAUUCGAAUGGGGAACUGGAACCGUCAGAUUGUUGGGCUCAACUCGACACAGGCUCUGAGGACGAACAGACACGUGUUUACGCAGAAGAGGGUACACCCUUCCCGCCAGAUUCGGCAAGCGCGUCCUGUUUGGAACUGCACGAGCCACAAGUCAGUAACUCAGAUCAACAACCGACUAGGUCGGUGCACACAUUUCCCGUUAUUGCGUCUUAUCAUUCGAACGAUAUGUUACCACACGUGUACGCAUUGGAAGAUAGUCCUCUACAUUUGCCCGGUGAAGCUAGUCCUAGCGCUGCGGGAUCGGCGAGACCUAGUGAAUCUCUGGGUCUUCUUAUCGAUUCUGGCCCUGAGCCGUUACCUCCGGACGAUGCACCGUGUUUACCAUCCCCGCCACCGGAUGUAUCUAACUUG
Molecule: messenger RNA, 1122 nt
Organism: Echinostoma caproni
Lineage: Eukaryota; Metazoa; Platyhelminthes; Trematoda; Plagiorchiida; Echinostomatidae
Source: the annotation of a GenBank genome assembly